UGCGUGACGGACCUUCUCUUGCAACACAACCAACAUUGUUGAACUAAUAUGCCUACUUUCAAGAUUGUAGUUUUCGGAGGCGACGGAGUUGGACCUGAAGUCAUUGCAGAAGCUGUCAAGAUCCUCAAAGUCGUUGAGAAAGGAACGUCAGAUAUCAAGUUCGAGUUCGAAGACCACCUCUUCGGAGGCGCCUCAAUCGACGCCAACGGCACCCCUCUGACAGACGAGACCCUUGCUGCCGCGAAAGCUGCCGAUGCCGUUAUCCUCGGAGCCGUAGGAGGCCCUAAAUGGGGCACCGGCGCCGUCCGCCCUGAGCAAGGCAUCCUCCGCCUCCGCAAAGAGCUCUCCACCUUCGGCAACCUCCGCCCCUGCUUCUUCGCCUCCGACUCCCUCGUCUCCGCCUCCCCCCUCAAAGAAUCCGUCUGCCGCGGCACAAACUUCAACAUCGUGCGCGAACUCACCGGCGGCAUCUACUUCGGCGAGCGCAAGGAGGACGACGGCGACGGCACCGCCUGGGACGUCGAGCCGUACUCGCGGCCCGAGAUCGAGCGCGUCGUGCGGUUGGCCGGGGGUCUCGCGCUGGCCGAGGACCCGCCCGCGCCUGUGUGGAGUCUCGACAAGGCGAACGUGCUGGCGACAAGCAGACUGUGGCGGAAGGUGUUUGAGGAGGUCAUGACGAAGGAGUUCCCGAGCUUGAAGCACGGCACGCAUCUCAUUGACAGCGCGGCGAUGUUGAUGGUCAAGAAUCCGCGGGCGCUGAACGGGGUUAUUGUCACGAGCAAUCUGUUUGGUGAUAUCAUCAGCGAUGAGGCGUCGGUUAUCCCGGGUUCGCUGGGCCUGCUCCCGUCUGCAAGUCUGAGUGGGAUUCCGGACGGCAAGAAGAAGAUCUUUGGGAUCUACGAGCCGAUUCAUGGGUCGGCGCCGGAUAUUGCGGGGCAAGGUGUUGUCAACCCGAUCGCAACGGUGCUGUCGAUGAGCAUGAUGCUUAAGUACUCUUUCAAUCUGCCCGCGCUGGCAAAGAAGAUCGACGAGGCGGUCAAGAUUGUCAUUGACAACAACGUACGGACGAAGGAUAUCGGUGGUGAGGCCAAGACCGCGGAGGUUGGAGAUGCCAUUUCCGUGGAGUUGGAGAAGCUGCUGAAGGCGUAUAUGGUGGAUUAGGAAAAGAUACGAUGGUUUGGUUUCGUGUAGAUAUGUAAGUUGAUGGAAUAAUAACAUGUCGGAAUGACAUGCUCUUUGCUUCUGCGCCAUGCCCAGCAAAAUUGAAACUGCGGGUUUGAUGGGCAAAUAUUUGUAAACAUGACAGCUAUGCUAGGUAUUUUGCAGUCGUCUCAUGUCACUCAGAGCAGCGCGUGUUAAUUAGUGCCUAACACCAAUGGUUCCACGCGGUUGGAUCUGGGACUACUUGCAACUAAAGGAGCGAAAAGGAGGUUCAAAGUCAGCCACAUGUGUCAUGCUGUGUCUACCUAGAAUCGUUCUAUGCGGUUCAUUUUGUAGGUACUUG
Molecule: messenger RNA, 1504 nt
Organism: Mytilinidion resinicola
Lineage: Eukaryota; Fungi; Ascomycota; Dothideomycetes; Mytilinidiales; Mytilinidiaceae
Product: 3-isopropylmalate dehydrogenase
Exons: 6
Coding region: 49-1161 (370 amino acids)
Biological process (GO): L-leucine biosynthetic process
Cellular component (GO): cytosol
Molecular function (GO): NAD binding; magnesium ion binding; 3-isopropylmalate dehydrogenase activity
Source: RefSeq, a predicted model, not a curated record